UUUUUAUAAAAAUUUUAAUAAUCACAAUGUUCCGAUUGGAUAUUUUGGCCCAUACGCGGGUUUGCAACAGUUUAGUCGAAUCGGCACGUGUACACGUAUAAAAUGUCCAAACAUGCAGAUUUUUGAUAAUAAAGAAGAGAAAAAGAAAAAGAAAGAUCCGAAUUAG
Dentiscutata heterogama is the source of this 166-nucleotide messenger RNA. Lineage: Eukaryota; Fungi; Glomeromycota; Glomeromycetes; Diversisporales; Gigasporaceae. The record is from the annotation of a GenBank genome assembly.